GCCCUUCCCGACGGUUGUCUCCCGUACCCACCUCUCUCAGUGUUAUCGUUCUCAUUGGCCAACUCCCACUGACCGUUCCCUCCUUCGUGGCUGCUGCGAUGGGGCUCUUAGCCUGCUGUUGUUUAUGGCCCAUUUUGCUGUCGUAGGCGCUGAUCAGCCCGCAUUCCCUUCGGACCAGCUCUCUAUUUUCUAUCUUCAAGGCCAACUUCAUCAUUUGGGCCAGCCCAAUGGGCUCCAGCGUUUCUACUUCCGACUUCAACCAUGGAUUUAACCCAUUCAUGAAGGUUUCCUCUAGCACCACCAUAGGCAGGGAAGCCACCGGUGCCAGUAGUUUAUCGAAACGGUUCCGGUACUCCUCGACAGUGGACUCCUGCUUGAUCGUUAAGAACCAGCCCACCAAUGUACCUUCCCUAGUUGCGCGGAACCUCACCAGCAUCUUUAGCUUCAAGUCAUCCCAACCAGUGAAGGCUUCCCUCUCUUCUUGUGAUCGAUACCAGUCCAACGCCGGCCCAUCGAAGCUGAUUACUGCCACGGGUCGCUCCUCCUCUGUUUUUACUUCUAACUUCGGCUCUUCAGCCGUCGCUGGAUAUAUUGCUUCGGCCAUGGUGACCUUGCUCGUGGACCCUUCUUCGGUCCUUCGUACAGUAAUGCCAGGUUCUCCUCGAUCAUCGGCAGCCUUUUCAUUUCCAUCUCAACCGCCUCCAACCGUUCCUCUGUUGCCUUCGUCGUUGACAUGAUCUGCCCAGGUAUGACGCUCUGAUACCAAAAUGUUAAGACACUUCCUCGUUCCUUUCUUUUACUUUCCAAAAGAACAGAGUACAGCACAAAAUCAAGAAAUAAAACACUUCAAAGACUAUUGUCAAUAGCCUUCCUAAGAUGGACAAAACAACACAGCAGAUAAAAUAAAACACACACAGUAUGUAAUAACCAAGAACACAAACGUAAACAAGAACACUCCCAGUAAUGCCCUCCUCCUCUUUCUACAAUCUCCUGCUACUUAAGCACACAAAAGAAACGGUAACCGGUGCCACCCUCCCCUUUCUGGAGGUGCCUGCUCCUGCACUAACGCAUCAAAACAUUCGUACCCCUCUUCUGCCCUCCUGUCCCCUUUUUAUUGCCCACGACUAACUAACUGUGGGUCCCACGCUCUGGUCCCCCAUCCUCCUUGCUUUCCUCCCCUCUAACACGUGUUACCUCUGGGUUGGUCUCAUGGCCAUGAUCCUUCUCGCCACUUGUCUCUCUUUCAUUGGCUUCAUGUUUCUUCUUAUUUUUCCUAUGGUAUGUAAAUAAGAUUGGUGGCCUAGCACAUUCUUGUUACAUUCUUGUUGUGUCCUUGUUAGUCCACAGUAUGCUGAGAAUUUCCCUUUGAAUAUAUAUAAAUAUCCAAACAAGAGAGAUCAUCUCUGUCUGGUUUUGGGAUUCUUUGUUGGGUUUUACUGAUUGCUGGUCUGAAACCUAAUAGUAUUUUCUUUUUACUGUUCGGCUUAUUGUAUCCAUUGCAGGAGGCU
Messenger RNA from Cucumis melo (muskmelon), 1508 nucleotides. RefSeq lists its product as uncharacterized. The coding region runs from base 228 to 737 and encodes 169 amino acids. The transcript is spliced from 3 exons. Lineage: Eukaryota; Viridiplantae; Streptophyta; Magnoliopsida; Cucurbitales; Cucurbitaceae. The record is from RefSeq and is a predicted model, not a curated record.